Epinephelus fuscoguttatus (brown-marbled grouper) is the source of this 4742-nucleotide messenger RNA. RefSeq names its product histone-lysine N-methyltransferase PRDM9-like. The transcript is spliced from 7 exons. The record is from RefSeq and is a predicted model, not a curated record. Gene Ontology annotation, cellular component: nucleus. Gene Ontology annotation, molecular function: histone methyltransferase activity; DNA-binding transcription repressor activity, RNA polymerase II-specific; protein binding. Bases 155 to 2971 code for a protein of 938 amino acids. Gene Ontology annotation, biological process: cellular developmental process. NCBI's taxonomy places the organism in Eukaryota, Metazoa, Chordata, Actinopteri, Perciformes, Serranidae.
AUAUAUGAACUUCCGGGGGAAAGCGUCUUCCGUCACGGAUAGUUUUGUUUCUACUUCGUUGCCAUGUUAGCUAACUGUUAAAACCGGUUUCAGCGGCAGCUAGUUAGCAAAACAUUGUGAGGAAUAUAUCCGCUGUGACUCGAAGAGUGCACUCAUGUCGGGCAGGAGCAGCGGUGUGGAGUGGGUUGAGACAACCGAGGAGGUUGUUAUAACAGAGGAGAGUCUUCCCUCUGAAGACAGCACCCCUGCAGUGAUACCUGUCUUAGAACCAGCAGAAACGCCAAUCCAGAAGUUACUGGACACUGUGGGACAUGGAGACAACCCAGAGGCUGAUGGUGGCUUUUAUUGUGAGGAGUGUCUGACUCUCUUCCAGGACCAGAAUGACCCCACUAACAUUAACGGCCCGUCUUUUAUCCUCGACUUUCCAACGAGCAUGGGUCUCCCCCAGAGGGCUCUCCUCACUCUGCCCUACGGCCUGAUGAUAGGCAGAUCCAGUAUUCCCAGUGCAGGCGUUGGGGUCAUAAACUACGGCCCGAUAGUGUCUCCAGGGAUGCAUUUUGGACCAUAUGAGGGGGAAGUGACAACAAGGGAAAACGCCAUGGAAAGUGACUUCUCCUGGGAGAUUUACAAAGAAAAAGAUGAGUAUGAGUACAUUGACGGUGCCAGAGAAUCGCACUCAAACUGGAUGAGGUACAUAAACUGUGCUCGUAACAAAGAUGAGGCGAACCUGCUGGUGGUCCAAUACAAAGGUAGCAUCCUUUUCCAUUGCUGUCGCAGCAUCCACCCUGGAGACGAGCUCAUGGUUUGGCCCAGCAGCAAACUUCUCGACCAUUUUAGUGAAGCUUGGACCCAGGUGUGGAUUAUGAAGCUGAAUGCAACAGAGAGUAAAGCAACUGCAGCAUCUCAGAUCUUCCUGUGCUCCCACUGUCAGCUGUCCUUCACCACAGAGUCCUUCCUGCAGCGUCAUACAGAAUGCUUCCACAUCCAGCCUGAAGACACAACACCAGCUGCUGAGACAGCUGAACCUGAAAAUCCUCCUUCCAGUGCUGACUCAGGUGACCCUGCAGCAUCCCUGGUGGUGUUAACCGUUGAUCCCGUCGAGUCCAAAACAUGUGGUGAUUGCGGGAAGACUUUCAAGCAAAUACCUCACCUCAGGAGGCACAAGCUUUGCGUCCACUCAAACAGACGUCCCUACUGCUGCCCACACUGCAGGAGAAGUUUUAGCCAGGCGUCUGGAUUAAUCAGACAUCAGCUAGUCCACAGAAAGCAAGCUGCAAUGAAAGAGAUGAACAGUGUUUCUAAUCAGAACAGAGACAUCAGUGAGAAGGAGGAGAGCCUGACACAGAUAUCUGAACUUUUAAACAUGGCAGAUCCAGCUGUUACUGAGGAAACAAAGGACACGACUGAGAGUGACGAUGUACAAGAACCUAUGAAUGUAACUGAGACUGAGGACGCUGCUGCAGGAGAGGCAGAAACAUCCCAGUUCAUUUGUUCAGACUGUGGCAAGAGCUUCACAAACGAUGCCUCUCUGAAAAAGCAUAACGCAUAUGUCCAUCAGAGGUUACGUCCAUACGUCUGCACUGUGUGUCACAAGUGUUUUGGCCAGUACAACGACCUGACCAGGCACCUGCAGCACCACCAGAAACAUGGCAAGACGGGAGAAAAACUCAAUGAGGCUCCGAAGGAACCCACCAACAUGCCCUUUAGCUGUGCUGAGUGUUCACUUACGUUUCCUUCAGUGGAGGCUGUUCAGCAGCACAUAACUGAGCAUCACUCAAAGGAGACAACAGUGGACAAUCAGGAAGCCGAUCCAGUGCUCUGUGGUGAUCAGAGCAAUGAUCCAGAUUACAGUCCACAACCCUCGAUGGCUGAAACAGUUGAAUCGGCUCAAAAACGUCAAAGGCCUCAGCGGGUUGGCGCUGGAUCUAAAAUUUCUGCCAUAACCAAGCUCAUAGCUCCAAAACGCAGGGCAGCCAUCUGCAAGAAGCCGCUUAGGAGCUCUGCUGAACCGGAGGCGCCCGCAGUCAGAAGCGCCAAGUUCAAAAAAUACAAAUGGUUCAGCUGUAAACGCUGUAAACGAACAUACGGAAACCCAGACGAUCUCAAAGUACACAAGUGCACCUCGAAACAGCUGGAGUGUGGUCAGUGUGGGGCGACCUUUAGUAAGUCGGGCUUCCUGAAGAGACACGAGCAGAUGGUGCACGUAAAUGCAAAGUCUUGCAGCUGUGAGCGCUGCGGUAAAGUCUUCACUACAUCUGGGAACCUGAAAAAGCAUCAGAAGAGCAACACGUGCAUGAAGUAUCACUGCACGUCAGAGCCUUUCCCAUGCUCGUACUGUCAGUUCUCCUUCACUAUGAAGAGCUACCUUAUUAAACACAUCAAGAGGCACCACCCGGUGGAGUAUCUGUCACACUAUGAUUCAGACAGCCUGGUGGAUCAGCUGGAAGAAGAGGAAGAGGAGGGGGCCAAAGAAUAUGUAUGCCCCCACUGUGGGAAGACCUGUGCGAACGCUAAAUCUUUAAAAGCUCACGCGUGCUUCCAGCAGGUGAAGGUGCUGUACUUGUGCACCGACUGCGGGAAGGGCUUCACGAACCACUACGGCCUCAAGCAGCAUCAGCGCAUUCACACGGGCGAGAAGCCGUACAGCUGCCCCCACUGCAGCAAAAGCUUCUCCUACACCGGCCAGCUCAACGUGCACCUCAGGACUCACACGGGUGAGAAGCCGUACCUGUGCACCCACUGUGGGGAGAGCUUCAGGCAGUCGGGAGACCUGAAGCGACACGAGAGGAAGCACACGGGGGUCAGGCCCUACAGCUGCCCCGAGUGCUGUAAAAGCUUCAGCCGGCCGCAGAGUCUGAAAGCGCACCAAAUGCUUCACCUGGGACAGAGAAUGUUCAAAUGCACCCAGUGCGGGAAGAGCUUUUCCCGAAACUAUCAUCUCAGGAGACACCAUCAGAAGAUGCACUUGUAGUCAAAUUGUUAGGACUUGGAAAGGCUAUAGAAGAGCUUGAAUUGAUGCCAGUGUAAACUUAAUUGCACUAAAUGGUCAAGUACAUCACUGUGCACUUCGAAUGUUGCAGAGAAUUUUUGAAUGUCCUUUACGCAACAUUAUUUAAAGUUAUAUUUAAGUUUGUUUAAAGCAUUUCACAACCCAAAGAUUGGAACUUUAUGUGUAGAAUAAUACAUUUUUGUUACAGGGUAUGUGUUUUGUUUUCAACCUGGACCCUAUUUCCCCAUGUUUUUGUGUCUAAACGACUAGUGGAUAAAAAAAUUUUUGGAAGUGGUUCAGUGUUUAGGGAGUGUGCUGCAGCUAGCAGAGACAAACAGGUUGCAGUGUUAACACUCGUGGCAUCUGGCACUGUCAAUUUAUGUCCACUCAAGGUGCUUUUUUGCCACUGACAGGCUCAGAUGAUUAUUCUAAGUGUCUAUUGAAAAAUCCCCACAGAGACAGACCUUUUUGGUUAUGAUUAUAUCCGUUUUUGUUUAACCAGAAACCAAAUUAACAGUAAUUUUAGUGUAUAUAGAGCCAGUAUAUUUUUUACUUCUGACUGGAUGAAUUAAGGGUUUAUUUCAACUAAACCAGAGUUGGUGAUUGUUAGAAGAGUGGAAAGACAAGUCAAAAGGGUUUUUGUGAGUUUUAUUUAAUUUCUGUCGACUGUGAAGUGUGUUUUAUUUUAAAAUUACUGUUUAUUUAAAUGGAGUCUGGUGGGUUUGGCGACAGAGAUUUCAGGGCUGUUUCUGAUUAAAAAGUGGCUAUGUUCAGACUGCACGUAAAUCACUUUUGUUUCUCAAAUCAGAUCACGGAAGCAUGAGAAAUGGAGGUCUAUAAUUUCGCACUUCAAACAAUUUAUUUUGUUGCUCCUCAUGCUGUCCUCCUUAGUGCUCUCCUACCCGUUUUCCACCAGCAUGGAACUGGUUUUGUUCCGUCUCUUGCGCGUAAUCUUGAACCAUUCAGAGCAUUUCGUUUAGAAAUAAGUUGGUUCAGAGCCUGAAAAAGUUUGUUCUCAACUGGAACCAAGAAAUAGCAGGUUUUUCCUUGACCUGGAGUGGCAGCUGUGACAACGUCAGUGGGCGUGUUAUAUUCGACAGGUUGGAGAGAGAGGAUGGAGAAGGCAACAAUGGGAAAGUCAAGUGAGAAAUCUUCGGGAAAAAAAGAUCAUGCGGUGGUCUCAUUGAAGAUGCACAAUUGCCAUUAACAUUUAAUUGCAGCCUGUUUGCUGCUGCAGCCCAGUACUGUGCCAAAAUUGUUGUCUCCUUAAAGCCACAGUGUGUAGGAAUUUCUCCUAUCUAACGUUGAAAUCAUAUAUUGUAUUCAAACAGAUGGCACACUCUAGCGCCUCACUGUUUCAAACACGUAUUGCAACAACUGUCGCCGCUGUGUACCAGAAAGCUAUGAUAACACUGAUGAAACCAUGUCAUCCGAUACUACAUGGAGUAUUCAUUCAGGCUCCUACACAGACACACACGACACGAGUUGACAAACCCCCUCAUCACCAUGCUGGCUGUGUUUACAACGUAGGACUGUUGGGGCGGAUGUAAAUUGAAACAAACCAAUCACAUCUUGUCCUUUGACAACUGACAAGUGGCUCAACCUCACACACCUCAUCCCUCUCCUCGCAUCACUGAGCCACUAACAGCUGUUACUGGCCAGUGGCACUACUGCCGCAUAACAAAGUCCCACUCUUUGAGCAUAAUGCAGGAUCAUGUAUUAUGCAGCAUCACGGGAGACAUAAUCCUCGUUG